AUGCUAGGCGAUCACGCGAACCUGCUCGUCCUCGAUUCGCACCGAUCGAUCCAAACGCGUACCUUGCAACGCUACGCCGAACCGACCCUACGUGCGCUGAUCCGAGAAUGUCACCACCUCGCCGAUCCGGUCGAACGUGCCGUUAGGAUGUACGACCCUUCCCAGGCGUCCCCGAACGCGAUCCCCGAGAUGCCGCAAGACGUGUUCGCGGAGAUGAGGUUACUUUCGCUCGCGUUGCAGAGGAAUCGUAGAGCUUUGGAGGUGUAUGCGUUGCAGAGGAUCGAGAUUCUCAAGACGAGGUAUUGGGAAAUGGGCGGUAAUUUGGGUAAAGCGUUUGGAACGGGCACGGAGGUGAGAGGACAUAUGGUCGUGGUCGAUGAGGCGUUCGCCAAGGGGUAUGCGGAUUUGUGCCUCAAGUUCAAGACGGGCCUUUAUAACGAUCCGGAUGAUGAGGACGACGAUGAGCAGGAGGACGGGGACGGGGAUGAGCAAGACGAGGAAGGCAAUUUGGAACUAGACGAAGAAGAGGACGAUUAUGAAGGGAGAGAAGAGAGACGGGCACACCGACAGCAACGACGACCACGUCAACGACCACGACGAGGGGGAGCGGUCGCCGGCGAACCAACCAGUCUGAUGGACGCGAUCGACCUCUUGGGAGGAGGGAUCGACCAAGAACCGCCCAAGGAUUUAUUCCUCAGCGUGCGCGUGCUCAAGGACGUCGGCGAUGUCGAGACCUUGUCCGGUGCGAGGUUGAGUCUGACCAAGGGUAGUCAGUACUUUUUACCGCGCGAGGACGUCGAACAGAUGGUCGUCUUGGGCGAGGUCGAGGUGAUUAAUUGA
This is a messenger RNA of Microbotryum saponariae, 840 nucleotides long. Lineage: Eukaryota; Fungi; Basidiomycota; Microbotryomycetes; Microbotryales; Microbotryaceae. The record is from the annotation of a GenBank genome assembly.